AUGCCUCUUCCUCCAGCAUUGCUAGCCCGUUUGGCCAAGAGAGGGAUUGUGAAGCCCUCAGAACAAGAAGCUGAUGAGGAGAUAAUUGCUGAAGACUACGAUGACAACAAUGUGGAUUAUGAAGCCACACGAAUAGAGAACCUGCCACCAAACUGGUACAAAGUGUUCGAUUCUGCCUGCGGCCUUCCGUAUUACUGGAAUGUGGAACACGAUCUGGUUGCUUGGCUCUCCCCAAAUGACCCCACCUCAGUUAUAACCAAGCCUGCCAAGAAAGUAAAAGUAGACGGCGGGGAUGAAAAAGUGGAGAGACCGUCUGAGAAACAGGACAGAGACAGGGAACGAGAGCGAGAACGGGAGAAGGAAAGAGAAAGGGAGCGGGAAAGGGAAAGGGAGCGGGACAGAGAGAGGGACAGGGAGAGAGACGACGGGAGGGAAAGAGACAGGAGGAAACAGAGAAGAGAAGACAUCGCUCCAUAUGGCAAGAAACGAGGCAGAAAAGAUGAAGAAAUGGACCCCAUGGAUCCGAGCGCCUAUUCUGAUGCCCCGAGAGGCUCGUGGUCGAGCGGCCUGCCCAAGCGGAACGAAGCCAAAACGGGUGCGGACACCACGGCCGCGGGGCCUCUGUUCCAGCAGCGGCCGUAUCCCAGUCCAGGUGCCGUGCUCCGGGCUAACGCCGCCAACCAGAUACCCAAGGAGUGA
Messenger RNA from Menidia menidia (Atlantic silverside), 699 nucleotides. NCBI's taxonomy places the organism in Eukaryota, Metazoa, Chordata, Actinopteri, Atheriniformes, Atherinopsidae. The record is from the annotation of a GenBank genome assembly.